Molecule: messenger RNA, 267 nt
Organism: Ostertagia ostertagi
Lineage: Eukaryota; Metazoa; Nematoda; Chromadorea; Rhabditida; Trichostrongylidae
Source: the annotation of a GenBank genome assembly
AUGGACGAAACAAUCUGGAUGGGGCGAGAUUAUCGCGUUCGAGAACACUUUGAAGCUGGAGUACUAAUGGGACUCGGAACGUUCAACUUGAUGCUAUCCACUCUACCAUCGAAGGUGCUACGAUUGCUGGAAGUGGUCGGAUUUUCAGGAGAUAGGAUAAUCGGAAUGCGUUCGUUGCAUCGUUGUGCUGCUAUGUCGAAUACGGUGUUCGCCUCCUUUAGUGUGAUGCUUCUUCUCGUAUGGCAUCUGAUCGUUUGUUUCAUGUGA